Messenger RNA from Vigna radiata var. radiata (mung bean), 1334 nucleotides. RefSeq names its product aluminum-activated malate transporter 14-like. The record is from RefSeq and is a predicted model, not a curated record. Lineage: Eukaryota; Viridiplantae; Streptophyta; Magnoliopsida; Fabales; Fabaceae. Gene Ontology annotation, cellular component: plant-type vacuole membrane. The coding region runs from base 2 to 1318 and encodes 438 amino acids. The transcript is spliced from 6 exons. Gene Ontology annotation, biological process: malate transport.
AAUGGAAUCAACUCAUGUAAUAUCCAUUACAAAUGGUGAAGACAAUGUUGCUCCAAGGAAGAAUACAACUAAAACGUUUAAAUUUUCACUUCCACCAGUUCUUUCCCUUCUUAGAGAACACAAAAUCCAUCUCUUGGAUAAGCAAAUGAAAGACGCUAAAAACAUUAUCCACAGCAUCAAAGUUGGAAUCUCCCUUGUUUUGAUUUCACUUCUGUACCUCUUGGAUCCUCUUUACGAGCAAGUUGGAGAAAAUGCUAUAUGGGCUAUCAUGACUGUGGUCGUCACCUUCGAAUUUUCCGCAGGAGCUACUCUAGGCAAAGGUUUAAAUCGCGGAAUGGGAACUAUAUUAGGAGGUGGACUGGGUUGUAUAGCAGCAGUUUUGGCUCAAAAUAUUGGUGGAGUUGGGAACUCUAUUAUAAUUGGUGCUUCUGUAUUUAUCUUUGGGACAAUUGCAACAUAUUUUCGACUAUUCCCAAGCGUGAAGAAGAGAUACGAUUAUGGAGUGAUGAUUCUUAUUCUGACUUUUAGUUUGAUUGUGGUGUCUGGUGUGCGCACUGAAGAUCAGAAAGUUUGGGAAAUAGCAGUUGAACGGCUUUUAACAAUUGUGAUGGGUUUCGUUGUGUGCAUUUGUGUGAACUUGUUGAUCUUCCCAUUGUGGGCCAGUGAUGAACUUCAUGAUUCCAUUGUCUCUAGAUUCCAACACAUUGCUGAUUCAUUACAAGGGUGCAUGGAGGAAUAUGUCAAAUUCGUUAGUCAAAAAGAAAGUAAAAAGCCUGGUGCUAGCUUCAGUGUUUGCAAGUCUUUGUUGGACUCCAAAUCAAAGGACGAGGUUCUGGAAAAUUUUGCAAAAUGGGAACCCUGGCAUGGAAAAUUUGGAUUUUUCUAUCCUUGGGAGAAGUACCUAAAGAUUGGAGACGUUCUUCGAGAACUGGCUGCAAUAAUUCUUGCUUUGGGAGGUUGCCUCCAGGCCUCAGAAACGGCCAUGAAAGUGGAACCGGUGAGUCAAAGUGUUGAAAUGGAACCAUGUGAGGCAAUUGGGUCAGGAAUUGUGUGGAGUCUACGAGAACUUGGGAAGAGCAUGAAGCAAAUGAGCAAGUGUGAGGCUGACAUAUCAGAAAAGUUGAAGACAAUGAGAGGAGAGAUAAACUUGGUAAUUUCCACGUCGAAAAUGGCAGCAAUUGAUAACAUGGAUGCACUUGCAGUGGCGAGCUUCGUCUUCUUAUUGAAGAAAGUUGUGGAGAAAGUAGAAGAACUUACCAAAGAGGUGGAGCAACUGGGAGACCUAGCUGCUUUUCCUGCUCAUUCAACUUUAGUCUAAACGCUAUAUAUAUCCA